Rhinolophus ferrumequinum (greater horseshoe bat) is the source of this 15027-nucleotide messenger RNA. RefSeq names its product Fraser extracellular matrix complex subunit 1 (gene FRAS1). Gene Ontology annotation, biological process: cell communication. The coding region runs from base 446 to 12481 and encodes 4011 amino acids. The record is from RefSeq and is a predicted model, not a curated record. Gene Ontology annotation, molecular function: protein binding. NCBI's taxonomy places the organism in Eukaryota, Metazoa, Chordata, Mammalia, Chiroptera, Rhinolophidae. Gene Ontology annotation, cellular component: membrane. The transcript has 74 exons.
UGUCAAGCGAACUUUCAAAAGCUGCUACAUUCGAACCAGCGCCAGGAUCUCCACGGUGGGGGACCCUGGAGCGGACGGGUCAGGCCUAAGGGACAUGCUGGGAGAUCCGACCAGCGGGUGAUCCGCAACUUUCCGGCGAGACUGCUGCGGAGAACUGCGCUCUGCCUCUUCUUUUAUUCUCCCAAGCUCUGCCCACGCUGGCGUCCUGCUUCGCUGGACAGCUGGGCAGUGAGUGAAUUGAAUUCCCCGUCCGCCCCGGCGCCUCCGGGCAGAUGUGAGUGUCGCUCUCGGUCCGUGCACCGUCUCAUUUCCCAGGAGGUAAUCGUCGGCGGUCCCCCCGCCCUCCGUGCGCUCUGGUUCGGGGCGCUGAAGCCAGCGUUUUGGCGGUGAGCCGGUUCUUGGAUGCUGAAGGCUGGGCUCCUGCAGCGUGGGUGCUGAAGCAGCAAUGGGUGUCUUGAAAGUGUGGCUCGGGGUGGCCCUAGCAUUGGCGGAAUUUGCAGUAUUGCCUCAUUCUGAAGGUGCUUGUGUCUAUCAGGGUUCCUUGUUGGCGGACACCACAAUUUGGGAGCCUGACUCAUGCCAGAGUUGCCGUUGCCAUGGUGAUAUUGUUAUUUGCAAACCUGCUGUUUGCAGAAAUCCUCAGUGUGCUUUUGAGAAGGGAGAAGUACUUCAGAUAGCUGCCAACCAGUGCUGCCCUGGGUGUGUGUCAACGACUCCUGGAUCUUGCCAUCAUGAAAAGAAAAUCUAUGCGCACGGGACAGAGUGGUCCUCCUCCCCAUGUAGUGUGUGCUCCUGCACUCAUGGUGAAGUCCGAUGCACCCCCAAACCAUGCCCACCGCUGUUGUGUGAACACCAGGAGCUGGAAUUCAUCCCUGAAGGAAGCUGCUGCCCCAUCUGUGUGGGCCCUGGAAAACCAUGUUCCUACGGAGGCCGUGUGUUUCAGGAUGGGGACGACUGGCCAUUGAGUCGAUGUGCCAAAUGCGUGUGUAGAAAUGGGGCCACCCAGUGCUUUGCAGCUCAGUGUCAGCCUCUGUUUUGUAACCAGGAUGAAACUUUAGUCCGAGUCCCUGGAAAGUGUUGCCCACAGUGCUCUUCCCGAUUGUGCUCCGCAGCCAGCCACGUGUAUGAGCAUGGUGAACAGUGGAAUGAAAAUGCCUGUACCACAUGUAUGUGUGACCGGGGUGAGGUCCGGUGCCACACACAGGCCUGCCCUCCAUUAAGAUGUGAAAAGGGUCAGAGAAGGGCUCGGCGUCAUGACAAAUGCUGUGAGGAAUGUGUGUCUCUUGCCGGAAGCUGCUCAUCCAAUGGGAUUGUACGGUACCAGGAUGAAAUGUGGAAAGGUUUGGCCUGUGAGUUCUGCAUGUGUGACCAUGGCCAAGUGACCUGCCAGACUGCAGAGUGUGCCAAAGUGGAGUGUGCCCAGGGUGAACAAUUAAUUCACUUAGAUGGAAAAUGUUGUCCCGAAUGCAUUUCAAGGAAUGGCUAUUGUGUUUAUGAAGAAAGUACAGAAUUUAUAUCCUCAAAUGUGAGUGAAGUUAAACGUGUUCCAGAGGGGGAGAAGUGGGAGGAUGGCCCUUGCAAGUUGUGUGAGUGCCGGGGGGCUCAGGUAACUUGCUAUGAGCCCUCUUGUCCACCGUGUCCAGUGGCCACACUAGCCCAGGUGGUGAAGGGACAGUGCUGCCUAGAAUGCACGUCAGUUCAUUGCCACCCAGACUGCUUGACCUGCUCUCAGUCUCCUGACCACUGUGAUCUCUGCCAGGACCCCACCAAGUUGCUGCGGAAUGGACAGUGUGUGCACAGCUGUGGUCCGGGAUUUUACCAAGCUGGUACUCUCUGUUUAGCCUGCCAGCCUCAGUGCUCCACGUGUACCAGUGGGCUGGAGUGCUCCUCCUGCCAGCCUCCCCUGUUGGUGCAGCACGGACAGUGUGUGUCCACCUGUAGGGACGGCUUCUAUGAAGAUCGCCACUCCUGUGCAGCCUGUCACGAGUCCUGUGCGGCCUGCUGGGGUCCCAUGGAGAAGCACUGCCUGACCUGCAGAGACCCCCUCCAAGUGCUGAGAGAGGGCGGCUGUGAGAGCAGCUGUGGCAACGGGUUUUACAACAAGCAGGGGACCUGCAGUGCUUGUGACCAAUCCUGUAAGAGUUGUGGCCCCAAUAGUCCCAAAUGUCUUACGUGUACUGAGAAGACAGUAUUGCACGAUGGCAGGUGCAUUUCCGAAUGCCCUGGUGGGUACUACGCUGACGCCAGCGGCAGAUGCAAAGUUUGUCAUAACUCGUGUGCAAGCUGCUCCGGACCCAGGGCCUCUCACUGUACAGCCUGCAUCCACCCUCAGGUUCUGCAACAAGGCCACUGUCUGCCCAGCUGUGGAGAGGGCUUCUACCCUGACCAUGGGGUCUGCAAAGCCUGUCAUUCCUCUUGUCUGACGUGUGUGGGACCAGGGCGCUCUCACUGUACCCAGUGUAAGAAGCCAGAGGAAGGACUGCAAGUCGAGCAGCUGUCUGGGGCAGCCCUCACUGCUGGCGAGUGUCUGCCCCAGUGCAGGGCCCAAUUUUACUUGGAGAACACUGGGCUGUGUGAAGCUUGCCACCAAUCCUGUUUCGGGUGUGCAGGGAAGAGCCCUCAUAAUUGCACAGCCUGCCGGCUUUCCCAUGUGCUGUUGGAUGGGCAAUGCCUCUUCCAGUGCCCAGAUGGACACUUUAACCAGGAAGGCAGUUGUACAGAAUGCCACCCCACCUGUAGGCAGUGCCAUGGCCCAUCGGAAUAUGAUUGCAUCUCCUGUCACCCUCAUGUCACUCUUACUGGUGGGAAGUGCAGAACCAGCUGUAAAGAAGAGCAGUUCCUCAACCUUGUGGGGUACUGUACUGACUGCCAUCCUCUGUGCCAGCACUGUGCAGCUGAUCUCCACAACACUGGGAGUAUCUGCCUGAGGUGCCAGAAUGCCCGCUACCUGCUCCUGGGGGACCACUGUGUUCCCCGUUGCCCUUCUGGAUACUACGCAGAGAACGGAGCUUGUAAAAAAUGUCAUUCCUCCUGCAGAACCUGCCAGGGCAGAGGACCCUUUUCCUGUUCCUCAUGUGACACCGACCUCGUUCUGUCCCACCUUGGCACCUGCAGCACCACCUGCUUCCCAGGGCACCAUCUCGAUGAUAACCACGCUUGUCAACCAUGCAACACACAUUGUGGAAGUUGCGAUUCACAGGCCAGCUGUACCUCUUGCCGAGAUCCAAGCAAGGUCCUGCUCUUUGGGGAAUGUCAGUAUGAGAGUUGUGCCCCACAGUACUAUCUUGAUGUCUCCACAAAGACAUGCAAAGAGUGUGAUUGGAGUUGCAAUGCAUGCAGCGGGCCGCUGGGGACCGACUGCCUGCAGUGCAUGGAUGGCUACGUUCUCCAGGACGGGGCCUGCGUGGAGCAGUGCACGCCAUCAUUUUAUCCGGACGCGGGCCUCUGCAGGAGCUGUGACGGCCACUGUCUGCAGUGCCAAGGGCCCCAGGAGUGCACCCGCUGUGAAGAGCCAUUUCUCCUCCUGGAAGCCCAGUGUGUCCAGGAAUGUGGGAAGGGAUACUUUGCAGAUUAUGCCAAUCGCAAAUGCACAGCCUGCCCUCGGGGGUGUUUGCAGUGCAGCCGCAGAGACAGGUGUCACCUCUGUGACCAUGGGUUCUUUCUGAAGAGUGGCCUUUGUGUUGCCAACUGCAUUCCUGGCUUCUCUGCCCACUCCUCUAACGAUACAUGUGCUGGCAAAAUACACACUCCUGGUCUUCAUGUGAACGGCUCCCUCAUCCUUGCAAUUGGUUCAAUGAAGCCCCUGGAUUUUUCGCUCCUGAAUGUCCAGGACCAAGAUGGCAGGGUCGAAGAUCUUCUGUUCCAUGUUGUGAGCACCCCCACCAAUGGUCACCUAGUGCUCUCAAGGAAUGGAAAAGAAGUUCAGCUCGACAAGGCUGGCCAUUUUAGCUGGAAAGAUGUGAAUGAGAAAAAAGUGCGUUUUGUGCACAGCAAAGAAAAACCCAGGAAAGGUUACUUUUCCCUGAAAAUUAGUGACCAGCAGUUCUUUUCUGAGCCACAGCUGAUCAACAUACAAGCAUUUUCAACACAGGCCCCCUAUGUGCUGAGAAAUGAGGCCCUCCAUAUUAGCAGAGGAAAGAGGGGAACCAUCACCACCCAGCUGCUUGACAUCCGAGAUGAUGACAACCCACAGGAUGUGGUAGUCGAAGUGCUUGAUCCUCCACUUCAUGGCCAAUUGCUCCAAACGCUUCAGUCCCCUGCGACGCCUGUCUAUCAAUUCCGGCUAGAUGAACUCUCCAGGGGCCUUCUCCUCUAUGCUCAUGAUGGCUCGGACAGCGUUUCCGAUGUUGCAGUCUUGCAGGCCAAUGAUGGACACUACUUCCAAAAUAUACUGUUCCACGUGAAGACCGUGCCCAAGAACGAUGGAGGUCUUCAGCUGGUGGCUAAUUCAAUGGUGUGGGUUCCGGAAGGGGGAAUGCUGCAGAUUACCAACAGAAUUUUACAGGCCGAAGCUCCAGGGGCCAGGGCCUCAGAAAUCACCUACAAAAUUACACAAGACCACCCCCAAUUUGGGGAGGUGGUCCUUCUGGUUAAUAUGCCCGCAGACAGCCCUGCAGAUGAAGGACAGCACCUGCCUGAUGGGAGGACAGCAACCCCCACCAGCACCUUCACGCAGCAAGACAUCAAUGAAGGCAUCGUGUGGUACAGGCACUCAGGAGUCCCGGCCCAGAGUGAUUCCUUCCGCUUUCAGGUAUCUAGUGCCACAGAUGCCCACACCCACCUGGACAGCCGACUGUUCAACAUCGCGAUCUUACCACAAACGCCUGAAGCGCCUCAGCUCUCUCCGGGAGCAUCUCUCCAUAUGACUGCACGUGAAGAUGGCCUGACUGCGAUUCAGCCUCAUUCCCUCUCCUUUGUAAACUCCGAGAGGCCAAGUAGAAAGAUUAUAUACAAUAUCACUCGACCUCUGCAUCCAAAUCAAGGUAUCAUCGAACACGUGGACCAGCCUCAUACUCCCGUCCAGUAUUUCACACAGGAAGACAUUAACCAGGGCAAAAUCAGGUACCGUCCUCCCACUGCAGCCGCCCACCUCCAGGAGCUCAUGGCCUUUUCCUUUGCAGGUCUCCCAGAAUCGGUGAAAUUCCACUUCCUAGUUUCUGAUGGAGAACACACAAGUCCGGAGAUGGACCUCACCAUUCACUUACUUCCCACUAAUGGGCGUCCACCAGUGUUCCAGGUCACAGCUCCACUGCUUGAGGUCAGCCCAGGAGGCCGCACUUCUAUAGGACUGCAGUUGGUAGUAAGAGAUACCGAGACAGCACCCAAAGAACUCUCCUUUGAGCUUCGGAAACCUCCAGAGCAUGGCAUGAUCCUUAAGCACACAGCUGAGUUCCAAGGGCCCAUGGCCACAGGUGACACUUUCACAUAUGAGGAUAUUGAGAAAAAUGUUCUGCAGUAUCUACAUGAUGGCUCCUCUGCCCGGGAAGACAGCAUGGAGAUUUCAGUCACAGAUGGCGUUUCAGUGACAACAGUGGAAGUGAGAGUGCAGGUGUCACUGUCAGAGGACCAAGGGCCUCGGCUGGCUGCUGGUGCCUCUCUGAGCAUUACCGUUGCUAGUAAAAGCACAGCUGUCAUCACGAGGUCACACCUUGCUUAUGUUGAUGAUUCUUCCCCCGACUCAGAAAUCUGGAUUCGGUUAAGUUCUCUGCCCAUGUAUGGUUCUCUCUUAAGAACCUCAGGGCCUCAUGUGGAGGAAAUAGCGGAGGUUUCCAAUUUCACGAUGGAAGACAUCAACAACAGGAAAAUUAGGUACUCAGCUGUGUUUGAGACUGACAAUCAUCUGGUUACUGAUAGCUUCCAUUUCUCUGUGUCUGAUACGGAUCACAACCGUCUGGACAAUCAGAUGUUUACCAUCAUGAUCACCCCUGUCAGGAAUCCACCGCCAGUCAUUGCUUUUGCUGACCUUAUCACGGUUGAAGAGGGAGGGAGAGCCCCACUCUCAUUUCACCAUUUCUUUGCUGCUGCUGAUCAUGACAACCUCCAGGGAGAUGCUGUCAUCAGACUAAGUGCUCUGCCCACCUACGGCUGCAUCGAGAACACAGGAACAGGUGAUCGUUUUGGCCCUGGAACUGCCAGUGACCUAGAAGCAUCGUUCCCUAUUCAAGAUGUCCUGGAAAACUAUAUUUACUACUUUCAGAGUGUUCAUGAAAGCAUUGAGCCAACCCAUGACAUUUUUAGUUUUUAUGUAAGUGAUGGAAACAGUCGUUCAGAAAUCCACAGCAUCAAUAUCACCAUCGAGAGGAAGAAUGAUGAGCCUCCCAGGAUGACUUUGCAGCCCCUGCAUGUGCAGCUGCACUCAGGAGUGGUGAUAAGCAAUUCUUCCUUGAGCCUGCAAGACCUGGACACUCCAGAUAAUGAGCUGAUUUUUGUAUUGACAAAAGAGCCCGACCACGGUCAUCUACUCCAGAGGAAAAGUGCUUCUGAGCCUCUGGAGAAUGGGAGGAUUUUAGACCAGGGCUCAUCUUUCACCUACCAGGACGUCCUGGGUGGCCUGGUUGGGUACAUGCCUGGUGGUCCUCAUGUGGCAGUGGAUGAGUUCCGGUUCUCUCUCACUGAUGGCCUCCAUAUGGACACAGGGAGGAUGGAGAUAUACAUAGAUCUGCCUACGGGUGAUACCCCCUACUUGGCUAUUAACCGAGGCCUACAACUUUCAGCAGGGUCUGUAGCACGCAUCACAGAACAGUACCUGAAAGUGGCAGGUACUGACUCAGAUGACCGUCAGGUGAUGUUCAUCAUGAAGGAAGAUCCUGGUGCAGGGCGCCUGCAGAUGGUAAAGCAUGGCGACCUGGAGCAAAUCUCCGUUAAAGGCCCCAUUCGAAGUUUCACCCAGGCUGACAUUCGCCAAGGCCAAGUAGAAUACAGCCACAGAAAAGGAGAAUCUGGCGGGAGCUUUGCUUUUAGAUUUGAUGUGGUUGAUGGAGAAGGCAACAAAUUGGUUGGCCAGUCAUUUUCCAUCAGUGUUUCGGAAGACAAAUCUCCACCAGUCAUCACCACCAAUAAAGGGCUGGUCUUGGAUGAAAACUCUAUGAAGAAAAUCACUACUCUGCAGCUCUCUGCCACUGCCCACGAGAGUGAACCUGCAGAAUUGACCUACAGAAUCACCAGACAGCCCCAGCUGGGCCACCUGGAGCAUGCAGCAUCACCGGGUAUCCAGAUUACUUCCUUUACUCAAGCUGACCUGACUUCACGGAACAUUCAGUAUAUCCACUCCAGUGAGUCCGAGGAACAUUCAGAUGCCUUCAUUUUUACGCUGUCGGAUGGAGUCAAUGAGGUGACUCAGACUUUCCAUAUCACUCUUCGCCCUGUGGAUGAUUCGCUGCCCAUGGUACAGAGCUUGGGGAUGCGGGUACAGGAGGGCGUGAGGAAGACCAUCACAGAGUUUGAGCUCAAGGCGGUGGAUGAGGACACAGAGGCUGAGUCUGUCACGUUCACCAUCGUGCAGCCCCCACGCCAUGGCACCAUUGAGCGAACCACCAACGGCCAGCAUUUCCAGCACACCUCCACCUUCACCAUGGAAGACGUCUACCAGAACCGGGUCAGCUAUAGCCAUGAUGGCAGCAACUCCCUCAAAGACUGGUUCACCUUCACUGUUGAUGAUGGAACAAAUCCUUUCUUUAUUAUUGAGGAAGGAGGGAAAGAGAUUAUGACAGCAGCACCUCAGCAGUUCCAAGUAGAUAUUCUCCCAGUAGAUGAUGGCACCCCGAGAAUUGUUACCAACCUAGGACUCCAAUGGCUGGAGUAUAUGGAUGGCAAGGCUACCAACUUGAUCACCAAGAAGGAACUGCUGACCAUGGACCCGGACACGGAGGACCUGCAGCUUGUCUAUGAGAUUACAAGGGGCCCCAAGCAUGGCUCCGUGGAGAACAAGCUGCAGCCUGGAAGGGCUGCUGUGACUUUCACGCAGGAGGAUGUGAACUUAGGGUUGAUUCGUUAUGUGUUGCAUGAGAAGAAGAUCCAUGAGAUGAUGGAUAGUUUUCAGUUUCUGGUGAAAGACAGUAAACCCAAUGUGGUCCGUGACAAUAUCUUCCAUAUCCAGUGGUCCCUCAUCAGCUUUAAAUACACCAGCUACAAUGUCAGUGAGAAGGCAGGCUCUGUGAGCGUCACAGUGCAGAGGACUGGAAACCUGAACCAGUAUGCCAUCGUCCUGUGUCGCACUGAACAAGGCACCGCCAGCUCCAGCUCCAGGGUCAGCUCCCAACCUGGGCAGCAGGACUACGUGGAGUAUGCUGGCCAGGUGCAGUUUGAUGAGCGAGAGGACACCAAAUCCUGCACUAUUGUCAUCAACGAUGAUGAUGUGUUUGAGAAUAUCGAGAGUUUCACCGUGGAGCUCAGCAUGCCAGCAUAUGCCCUGCUAGGGGAGUUCACCCAGGCGAAGGUCAUUAUCAACGACACUGAGGAUGAACCCACAUUAGAGUUUGAUAAGAAGACCUACCGAGUCAACGAGAGUGCUGGUUUUCUGUUUGCACCUAUUGAAAGAAAAGGGGAUUCAAGCAGCAUUGUAUCUGCGAUUUGCUACACAAUCCCUAAGUCAGCUAUGGGAAGUAGCCUUUAUGCUCUGGAAUCGGGCUCUGAUUUUAAAUCUAGAGGAAUGUCUGCUGAGAGUCGCGUGAUCUUCGGGCCUGGCAUCACCAUGUCCACCUGUGACGUCAUGCUCAUUGAUGACAGCGAGUAUGAAGAGGAGGAAGAGUUUGAGAUUGCCCUGGCAGAUGCUUCUGCCAAUGCCCGCAUCGGAGCGGUGUCAUUGGCCAAGGUGCUUAUUAGUGGUCCCAAUGAUGCCUCCACUGUGUCCCUGGGCAACACGGCUUUCACGGUCAGCGAGGAUGCAGGCACAGUGAAGAUUCCAGUAACCCGCCAUGGGACUGACCUUUCUACCUUGACGUCUGUCUGGUGUGCAACGCGACCCUCGGACCCAGCUUCUGCCACUCCAGGAGUUGACUACGUUCCCAGCUCCAGGAAGGUGGAGUUUGGGCCAGGUAUCACUGAGCAGUAUUGCACCUUGACUAUCUUGGAUGACACUCAGUAUCCAGUAAUUGAAGGACUGGAGACCUUUGUGGUUUUUCUCAGCUCAGCACAAGGGGCCGAACUGACCAAACCCUUCCAAGCUGUCAUUGCAAUUAAUGACACAUUCCAGGAUGUGCCCAGCAUGCAGUUUGCCAAGGAUUUGCUCCUAGUGAAGGAGAAGGACGGUGUCCUGCAUGUGCCUAUCGUUCGGAGUGGAGACCUGAGCUAUGAGUCGUCAGUGAGGUGCUAUACUCAGGGCCAUUCAGCUCGGGUCAUGGAGGACUUCGAGGAAAGGAGAAAUACAGACUCUUCACGGAUUACGUUUCUGAAAGGAGAAAAAAUGAAGAACUGUACUGUCUCUAUCCAUGAUGACUCCAUGUUUGAGCCUGAGGAACAAUUCAGGGUCUACCUCGGCCAUCCUCUUGGAAACCACUGGAGUGGAGCCAGAGUUGGAAAGAAUAACAUGGCCACCAUCACCAUAUCCAACGAUGAAGAUGCCCCCACCAUUGAGUUUGAAGAAGCAGCAUACCAAGUCCGAGAACCCUCGGGGCCAGAUGCUACGGCCAUUCUGAGCAUCAAGGUGAUCCGCAGAGGGGAUCAGAACAGGACGUCGAAGAUCCGCUGUAGCACACGGGACGGGUCUGCCCAGUCUGGUGUGGAUUAUUACCCAAAGAGCCGAGUCUUAAAGUUCAAUCCCGGUGUGGAUCAUAUCUUUUUUAAAGUCGAAAUCCUGUCCAAUGAAGAUCGGGAAUGGCAUGAAUCUUUCUCCCUGGUCCUUGGCCCAGAUGACCCAGUGGAAGCAGUUCUUGGUGAUGUGACCACUGCCACGGUGACGAUUCUAGACCAGGAGGCAGCAGGGAGUCUCAUAUUGCCAGCACCACCCAUCGUUGUCACACUGGCCGACUAUGACCAUGUAGAAGAGGUUAACAAGGACGGUGUCAAGAAGUCCCCCUCCCCAGGCUACCCGCUGGUCUGUGUCACUCCCUGUAACCCUCAUUUCCCCAAGUAUGCCGUCAUGAAGGAGCGCUGCAGUGAGGCUGGCAUCAACCAGACAUCUGUGCAGUUCAGCUGGGAAGUGGCUGCCCCCACUGAUGGCAACGGGGCCCGGUCUCCCUUUGAGACUGUCACCGACAAUACACCUUUCACCAGUGUCAACCACAUGGUCCUGGAUAGCAUUUACUUCAGCCGGAGGUUCCAUGUACGUUGUGUGGCAAAGGCUGUGGACAAGGUGGGCCACGUCGGGACCCCUUUAAGAAGCAACAUUGUUACCAUUGGAACAGACAGUGCUAUCUGUCACACCCCAGUGGUGGCUGGGACAGCAAGAGGCUUCCAGGCUCAGUCCUUCAUUGCUACCUUGAAAUACCUGGACGUCAAACACAAGGAGCAUCCAAACAGAAUUCACAUUUCAGUGCAGAUCCCACACCAGGAUGGAAUGCUGCCCCUUAUCUCCACCAUGCCUUUGCACAACUUGCAUUUUCUAUUAUCUGAGUCCAUCUACAGACACCAGCACGUCUGCUCCAAUCUUGUCACCACCCGCGAUCUGAGAGGCACCUCAGAGGCAGGGUUCCUGGAUGACUCAGUCUACCACAGCACAGCCCUGGGGCCUGGCUAUGACCGCCCCUUCCAGUUUGACCCCAGCGUGCGGGAGCCCAAGACCAUCCAGCUCUACAAACACUUGAACCUGAAGAGCUGUGUCUGGACCUUCGAUGCCUAUUACGACAUGACAGAGUUAAUUGACGUCUGUGGGGGGUCAGUUACUGCCGACUUCCAGGUGAGAGACUCUGCUCAGUCAUUCCUGACAGUGCACGUGCCUCUCUAUGUAUCCUACAUCUAUGUGACAGCUCCCAGGGGCUGGGCCUCCUUGGAACACCACACCGAGAUGGAGUUUUCCUUCUUCUACGACACUGUUCUCUGGAGAACAGGAAUCCAGACAGACAGUGUGCUCUCAGCAAGGCUUCAGAUAUUAAGAAUCUAUAUUCGAGAGGAUGGCCGUCUUGUCAUUGAAUUCAAGACCCAUGCCAAAUUCAGAGGACAGUUCGUGAUGGAGCACCACACCCUCCCUGAUGUGAAGUCUUUCAUAUUGACUCCUGACCACCUAGGAGGAAUUGAAUUUGGCCUGCAGCUACUGUGGAGUGCUCAGACCUUCGAUUCUCCAUAUCAACUCUGGAGAGCCACAAGCUCUUACAACAGGAAAGACUACUCUGGGGAGUACACCAUCUACCUGAUUCCUUGCACAGUGCAGCCCACACAGCCAUGGGUUGACCCAGGAGAAAAGCCUUUGGCCUGCACUGCGCAUGCCCCAGAGAGAUUCCUGAUACCCAUUGCAUUCCAGCAGACCAACCGCCCCGUACCAGUUGUGUAUUCGCUCAAUACUGAAUUUCAGCUGUGCAAUAAUGAGAAGGUGUUUCUAAUGGAUCCCAACACAUCUGAUAUGUCACUGGCAGAAAUGGAUUACAAAGGAGCCUUCUCAAAAGGUCAAAUCCUUUAUGGCCGAGUACUUUGGAAUCCAGAACAAAACCUCAAUUCUGCUUACAAACUUCAGCUGGAGAAAGUCUAUCUUUGUACUGGCAAGGAUGGCUAUGUGCCUUUCUUUGAUCCCACGGGGACAAUCUACAAUGAAGGGCCACAGUACGGAUGCAUUCAGCCCAACAAACACCUAAAACACAGAUUCCUAUUGCUGGACCGUAGUCAACCAGAGGUAACUGAUAAGUACUUCCAUGACGUCCCCUUUGAGGCCCACUUUGCAUCUGAGCUGCCUGAUUUCCAUAUGGUCAGUAGCAUGCCAGGUGUGGAUGGAUUCACUCUGAAAGUGGAUGCACUCUAUAAGGUAGAAGCAGGACACCAGUGGUAUCUCCAGGUGAUCUACAUCAUUGGCCCCGAUACCGUCUCAGGGCCCCGGGUCCAGCGCUCGCUCCCGGCCCCUCUGAGGCGCAACCGAAGGGACCUGGUGGACCCUAGUGGUCGACUGACCCUGGAUGAUUCCCUCAUCUAUGACAACGAAGGGGACCAAGUCAAGAAUGGCACCAAUAUGAAGUCCCUGAAUCUGGAGAUUCAAGAGCCAGUUGUAGCGGCUUCUCUAUCCCAAACCGGGGCAUCGAUUGGCAGUGCGCUGGCUGCUAUCAUGCUUCUCCUUCUGGUGUUUUUGGUGGCUUGUUUCAUCACCAGGAAGUGCCAGAAACAUAGGAAGAAACUGCCCAUAGAGGACAUUUUGGAGGAAUACCCUCUGAAUACCAAGGUGGAUGUGUCCAAGAGGAGCUCGGACAGGGUGGAGAAGAACGUGAACAGACAGUACUGCACCGUGCGGAAUGUCAACAUACUGACUGACGCUGAGGGGGCUUACGCGUUCAAAGGUGCUAAAGUGAAAAAAUUGAAUCUGGAAGUCAGAGUACACAACAAUUUACAAGACGGAACGGAAGUUUAAUGGAGGACACCCAUGUGUAUUUUUUUUCUAAAACCGUUUUUAUAAAACAGGGGAAAAUACUGGUAUUUUUAUAAUCUUGCAAAUUAAAAAGGGAAAACUGUAGCUUUAAGCGGUGGAAGGCACACAUCACAUGCAUCAACUCACAACUGAGCUACCUCAUUAAACAAAGAACCACUGAGACCCCCAGGUUAUUGGAAUAGUUCUUUCUGUGGAUCCCUUUAAUAGUCUCAGCAGCUACGAUUGCUCCUUUUGUAAGGCCGAUCUUUUACUAUUAGCACAGAAGUGUGACGAUUAGGUUAGCCGAGGGAGUUCAGAGGACAGGAAUGUACCGUGGCAGAUCUCAGGGUGGGUUGUAGUUCAGGGCCUUUGGUUUCCUCCCCCACCUCCUGCUUUCUUCUACUUGGACUUUUUCCUGGGCCUCUGGACAGCAGAGUUCGAAUUGCUGACACCAGAUUCCAUUCAAAAUUCUGCUUAUCAGCACAGCAGAUGUGUUUGCUCAUUGUGUCCACUUGACAGCCUGUACUCCAUGACCUCUAAUUGUACUUUACUUUUCCAGAAUCCUUUUUACCUGGGGGUUCCAAGUGCUCUAGAACAGAGAACUUCUUCAUAACUCAUGGGAGAAACCUCGGGCUUCUCCUGUCAGACAUCAGAUAUCAGACACCAGGCAUAGCAGAACACCCCUUACAGAGGGAGAGACUGAAACCUGGGGAGAGGAGGGGUCUGGCAAGCACCUCAGAGCACGUUAGUGAUGCACUGCACCCCAGGCCCCGGGAGAGGUCCUUCUGCCUGACUGGUUUAUACUGUACCAAGGAUGUUGAAGACAUCCUCCCUGUCGAAGGAUGCUACAAAACAAGAUCAAUGCACUGUGGCCUUCUUAUUCUACAUUGCCAUGGAUGCUUCAAACACCUACCACACUUCCUGCUACCCCAGGCUUUGCCCAGUCCAAUAAUAGACAAGCCUGUGUACUUUGCUAGCUGUGGGGCUUUUAUUUUGUUAGGCCUUCAGGAAAGUAAAUGAUUCAUUUGCUUUUGUCUCCAAAUCAAAUUCGGAGAAAGCCCAGUCCAGAGUGAAAUCAGUUAAUAGGUGCCUACUAGUACUCACAGCAGAUAAAGUACUGGUACUCACAGCAGAUAAAGUUCUGGUACUCACAGCAGAUAAAGUACUGGUAGUCACAGCAGAUAAAGUACUAGUGCUCACAGCAGAGAAAGGCAGCAUUCCUGGUACCGUAUUUCAGGGAUUUCUCUUUUGAGGGGGGUUCUUUUCUGGUAGCUCAGGCACUUAUUUUACCAUAUUAGCACAUGACAAAAGCCAUAAACACAUGGCUUUAAAAUGAUUUAGUGUUCAAAUAGCAGCUUAAUGAUUUUGCACGUAGUGUGCACACAGCUUGCUUUUGUGUUUCUUUUUGGUCCCUGCCUUACCGGCAAAAACAUAAGCAUGCAUGUCUGUUGUUUUAAAUUGGAAGCACAAUUCCAUUGUUCAGGAGUAAAAGACACAUUCUCUUCUCGAGGCAUGGCACACCAUAGUCACUGAGCAAAUAACAGAGCAUUCACGUUGUGUAAUAUUUGUAUUAGAAUGACCCAAACUCUUUGAGAACAUUCCAAACUGGAAACACUUUGGUACUAAAAGCCACACAGAAUGAACUGUGAAAGGUUUCAGGCAUCUCUCCCAGAUUCCAAACUCCUUGAGAGUAGGACCUAUGUGAGCCAUGCCUUUGCUUAUUCAACAGUGCCUUGCACAUAAUAAACACUCAAGAAAUAUUUGUUGAGUGAACAAAUGACUGGUGUCAUGGGUGAGUGAUAGCGGAAUAAAUUUAGGAAGGGGAGUUGAGCCCAUAUGGUGGUGAUAUCACACGGGCAAGUAAAAGAAAACAAUAAAAACUGUCUCUUCUACUGGGUUAUAAAAUACUCUUCUCAUUGGAAAACAGGCAUGACUCUGGUAGUCGUCCUGAGGAGGACUGAACAGAAAAAUCAGAAUGUAUUAGCAGGAGGGGAAACUGUAACUCGGUCGAUUGAGCAGGACAUUGAGAGGAACAUCUGACUUAGCAUUCUGAGACGAGUGUCAAGUUUUCAGGAGAGGAUGAAUUGGGGGGAGCCCAGAACCGGAAACCUGGCUGGUCAGGGGGUACUUGAGACCAGCUGGGCAAUUCGGGGCAGAACUGUAUCAGCCUCAUAAAUGUCUCGUGGCUGGAGAGCUCACCAGCCAGGCAUAGAAUCUUCUCCAGAACAACCUAGAAGGUUAAUGCUAAUUCUACAAGGACAGGAAGCCAGUCAUUUGUGGAGCAACUUUUGAUUUGGCCCGUUAUUUGUAACUGCGUCCAGUGCUACGUAGAAUGCCUAUACAUUAAAGCAGCAGCUUUCCAUUUGCUCAAAUAUUCUUCUUGCACAUCCGUUCCAUUAUUACAGCAUUGGACACAGGCACAGAAGAGCACAGACGGGGGGCAGAAUGAAGCUAGCGUGGUAAGGAAUAGAGACAGAUCUCCAAGUGCUCCUAGCAGCCUCCGUGUAGGUCUGGCAUGACAGGGCAGCUUCCUGUGAGGACCUUGAAAC